CAAGGACUACAGUGAGGGGGUCUAAACAGAUGACGUUACUCCACGUCCUACGUCACACCCAGAAUCCCUACGACAGAUCCGCAGCGACGCCUAGCGGAGCUUUCUCGUUACCAAUGACAACUGUUCAAACAAACAUCCAGGACUGAGAACAAACUUAGUUAAACACAGAAAUCCGAUAUGCUGCAGGCCUUUCAUGACCAUUUAAAAAAAUAAAUAGCUUAGCAAACAGGUCAAAAUAUUAGCUUUAAUUAAUAUCGUGUGCUAGGGAUAGGAAAGGAAGAGUUAUAUCCUUGUGUUUUGAAGUACGCGUCGCUACUUUUCUGCAUUCUAGAUGACGUGAUCUUCAUUAGUAAGUUCCCAAAGAACGUUCUGCUGCUGUAAACAUGAGCUCACCGCUAUCCACGCUGAGGAAGAACAAACGAGCUCCUCUACCAGACAUACAGAGUGAUGGCUCCGCCGAGUGAUUUUGAACUUAUGUCAAGCAUGAUGCAGAAGAUCAUUCAGCUUGAGAGAAAGGUGAAAACUCAGGCUGUGGAUAUUGAGCAUAAGGCAAGAAGAAUAGCAGUUCUGGAAGAGAAACUGAAUCUUUUGCAAGAGGCAAAAGCGAAAUCUACAAGUAAUGGGAACAAAGAUGAAGAACUGGUUAAAUUGUGCCUUGAGCUUCAAAACCAAGUGUGGGAAAUGGAGAAGUUUCUGAAUGAUUAUGGGAUGAUCUGGGUUGGACGUUAUGAAGAACGUGAGCAGGCCAACAGCCAUCUUCCUGGAGCAACUAAUGCACGCAGGAGUUUCAGGAUGAACUAUGACCUGGUCCUGCAGAACAUCCAGGAACUGAACAUGGUAGCAGGGGAAGGGGAGUCCCAUGUGACCGCUGUCCCUGGUGGGGCCAAACUUACCCAGCAGUCUUCCAUACCUCUUUGGCUCUACAAAAAUGGCAUUGUCAUGUUCAGUGGUCCAUUCCGCUCCUAUCAAGACCCUCGCACACAGGAAUUCAUACAAGACUUGGUGGAUGGUUUUUUUCCUUCUGAGCUUCAGGAAAGGUUUCCUAAUGGUGUGCCCUUCCAGGUUAGUGACAAACGGGACGAGGAGUUCAUAGUUAGGCAACCAGGGACUGUGUUUCCUGGAAGAGGGCAAACUAUAGAUGGAGCAGGAAGGCAUUCAGUGUACAGUUCUGAGCAGACCAGCUCCACAGCUCCAAAACAGAGUCAGAUACCAGGCAAAAAGCUGUCCAUGGAACAGUUCUUGCGGAAGCUCCCAGAGACUGUGGUGAAGGAAGGCAAAGUGAUCAGUAUACGUGACUCAAUCAAGACUCAUCUACUGGGCUUUCCUGAUGGUGGCAAAAGUCACUCGGUGACUACUGUGGAAACAUCUGCCCUGCAGGCCUUGAGAGAACGUGAGACAGACUCUUCACUAUCAGCACAAGACGUCGCUACACUACGACUGAAGUCUGAGGAUGGCAUGGAGACAUUUAUCAUGAGAAUGUACUUCACUGAGACCAUUGGAGAUCUCCGUCACUACUUGGACCUGAAAAGAGGACCGGGUGCUGCACUAUAUGACAUCAUUAGUGCAUUUCCACAGCGGUGCUACAGUGAUGACACCCAGACGCUGCUGUCCUGUGGUCUGACUCCAAAUGCAGCGCUGCUCCUGCGUCCACAAGCUUCAUCUCACAGACAGUGUGGAGACACAGAGAACAACAACCGUCAACUCAUUGUAAAAUAACCAGUGAGCAUCAUUAAUUCAUUGCUGACUCCAGAUUUCUCACUGAUCAUACAUCAAGUACAGAAUUUGGAUAUUGAUAAAUCAGGUAGGAGAGGUCCAAACACAGCAAUUAGCAUGUUUAAAAUCAUUUUUAAAAUCACUAAAUGAUUGAUAAAUUUAAAAUCAAACAAUUCAAAUUACAAUAACUUAUUAUCAACUGAUAUUAUACAAGUUAUUUUUCUAUUCUCUGUAAAUGAACCAGGAGGUAACACCCAAUCACCUGUCAAGGUGGUCUAUGGUUUAUAUUAUUUAAUUCCAUAUUAUUGUUCCAACUAAUUCUUUUAAACAUAUUUUUUUCUUUUGAACCAUUUGCAGAAAUGUAUCAAUUUACAAAUAGUCUUUUGGGUGAGGUCAAAUACACUGAAACAUCUCUAUAAUAAACGGGUUUAGCUGCUUUAGAUACUCCAAUUAUUAAGAUGUGCAAAAAAAAAUAUCAAGCAUGUUGUUGUUGUUGAGUGGUGUGU
This is a messenger RNA of Cyprinus carpio (common carp), 2219 nucleotides long. RefSeq names its product UBX domain protein 11 (gene ubxn11). The coding region runs from base 448 to 1716 and encodes 422 amino acids. The record is from RefSeq and is a predicted model, not a curated record. Gene Ontology annotation, molecular function: ubiquitin binding. NCBI's taxonomy places the organism in Eukaryota, Metazoa, Chordata, Actinopteri, Cypriniformes, Cyprinidae. Gene Ontology annotation, biological process: proteasome-mediated ubiquitin-dependent protein catabolic process. The transcript has 11 exons.